Trifolium pratense (red clover) is the source of this 1880-nucleotide messenger RNA. Its product is annotated as short-chain dehydrogenase TIC 32 B, chloroplastic-like. The coding region runs from base 618 to 1589 and encodes 323 amino acids. The transcript is spliced from 8 exons. NCBI's taxonomy places the organism in Eukaryota, Viridiplantae, Streptophyta, Magnoliopsida, Fabales, Fabaceae. The record is from RefSeq and is a predicted model, not a curated record.
GCUAACAUUCCCAAAAAGUGUGAGUGUUACAAAUGCAGUGAGAUACGUAGAAGAUUGAUUUGAUUCACGUGGUGUCCAUCCCUUUCUACUACUUGUUGCAACAAACAAGUUUCAUGGCAAUUAGUAGUAGUAGUAGUAGUAGAAGAAGAAAAUAUAUACACUAAAAUAGUAAUAGUACUAGUUGAGUAGAUUGGUCGUUGAGGUUAUUAACAGCACUUCACCGGUGAGAAUUUAAUACACCCCAAUCUUAUGUCUAAAUAAAAAGGGGAUUCAUUACCUAGCUAGCUGCUACCUCCCAAACCAUUCAUGCUUUAGUUCCCUCUUCACUUAAUUAAUUAAUUAAUUAUUUAUCAAAUCCAAUGUUUCUUCUUUCUUAGCCCCAUACUAUACUUUCCUCAUUUCUUAUCUUCCCUCUCAUUCAAUCUUCCCCACAUCUUAUAUCUUACCUCUUAUAUAUGUAUAUAUAAAUAUCUCUUUAUAUAUAUUUUCCCAUCAUGCAUAUAUACACAUCAAACUACUACUACUACUUGUUCAUUUGAGCUCACAAAGGAAAAAUUUCAUCAAAGUUAUUAAUUUUAUUAUUUUCUUGAUUUGUGUGCUACCUUAAGAAAAUCAAAAUGGUGGGUAUUUUCUCGUUGGUCACGGGAAUGGUCGGACCUAGCGGAUUUGGAUCUUCUACAACAGCUGAACAGGUCACUGAAGGAAUUGAUGCAAGCAACCUCACUAUAAUUAUCACAGGAGGAGCUAGUGGUAUAGGGUUAGAGACGGCGCGAGUCUUGGCUCUUCGAAAGGCACAUGUCAUCAUCGCUGCAAGAAACAUGGAAUCUGCAAAGGAAGCUAAACAACUUAUACUAGAGGACAAUGAAUCCGCUCGAGUGGACACAAUGAAGCUCGAUCUUUGUUCAAUAAAGUCUGUUAGAUCAUUUGUGGAAAACUUCCUUGCUCUCAAUCUUCCUCUCAACAUUUUAAUAAACAAUGCUGGAGUCAUGUUCUGCCCCUUUCAACUAUCACAAGAUGGAAUUGAGAUGCAGUUUGCAACAAAUCAUCUUGGUCAUUUUCUGUUGACAAACCUUCUACUCGACAAAAUGAAACAAACUGCAAAAUCAACUGGAAUUGAGGGAAGAAUCAUAAACCUUUCAUCAAUUGCUCACACUUACACUUAUGAAGAAGGCAUUCGAUUGGAUAACAUCAAUGAUCAAAUUGGUUACUCUGACAAGAAGGCUUAUGGACAAUCCAAGUUAGCCAACAUAUUACACUCAAAUGAGCUUUCUCGUCGCUUGAAGGAAGAAGGUGUCAACAUCACAGCCAACUCAGUGCACCCAGGAGUAAUAAUGACUCCUCUUAUGAGGCACUCUUCUUUACUUAUGAACUUCUUGAAGAUGUUCACAUUUUUCAUAUGGAAGAAUGUCCCACAGGGAGCUGCAACAACAUGCUAUGUUGCUCUGCAUCCAAGCUUGAAAGGGGUAACUGGGAAGUACUUUUUGGAUUGUAAUGAGUUUGAACCAAGUGCAUUUGCGACAAAUGGACUAUUAGGAAGAAAACUUUGGGAUUUUAGCAACAAGUUGAUCAAUUCAAUUUCAAAAGCUUGAUUAAUUGUCCCUACAGAAACAGUGUCCUCGUCUUGAUCAUCAUUUAUCACAUUAAUUAUGUAUCAAUUAAAAUCCAUUAUUCUUAAGAUAUCCCCACAACUUAUAAGUCCUAUGAAAAAUCUAUUAUAUACUAAUUAAUAUGUAUGGUUUCUAUCAUUGGUUUCUUCUGUGUAUUAGUGUUUUAACGAUGGGAAAUGAUUAAUAUAGCGAACAGUAUCUCACGAAGCAAAUCACGAAUGAUGUGGCAUCUUUUAUUUAAUUUAAUUAAUUUAAUGAUCUCUCUUUCUAGUC